Molecule: messenger RNA, 1619 nt
Organism: Topomyia yanbarensis
Lineage: Eukaryota; Metazoa; Arthropoda; Insecta; Diptera; Culicidae
Gene: Alg7
Product: UDP-N-acetylglucosamine--dolichyl-phosphate N-acetylglucosaminephosphotransferase
Exons: 4
Coding region: 162-1421 (419 amino acids)
Biological process (GO): protein N-linked glycosylation; dolichol-linked oligosaccharide biosynthetic process
Cellular component (GO): membrane
Molecular function (GO): UDP-N-acetylglucosamine-dolichyl-phosphate N-acetylglucosaminephosphotransferase activity
Source: RefSeq, a predicted model, not a curated record
ACAACAAACAACUGACAGCUCAAUACCGGCGAUGUGUCGUUUCGGUCGUUUUUAAUUACAUAUACACGAAUACAUAACGUUAUCACAAUCAAAACAUUGUUGCAGUAAGAAGGACGGAACCUGAAAUUUGGAAUAAUAUACUCUCGAAAAACUCAUCCAUAAUGGCACUUUUCAACUCGUUCGAAUUUAUCGCCUUCGGCUCGAGCUUCAACAUACCGCUGCCACUGAUUGUGAACAUGCUAAUAUCCAUCGGCGCAUUUUACGUGAGUCAACAUCUGAUCCCGCGUAUGAAGGCGAUGUUCAUCAAUGCGAAUCUCUCGGGAGUAGACAUGAACAAAGCGACCAAGAUAAGAAUUCCUGAGGCAUUCGGAGUUGUAACGGGUUGCAUAUUCUUGGUAUCGUUGUUUCUGUUCAUCCCGAUACCUUUUGCAAGUAAUUUCUCGAAAGAUGAUACUGGAGAGUUUCCGCAUCAUAAGUUUGUAGAAUUCAUUGCUGCUAUGCUGUCCAUCUGUUGUAUGAUUCUGCUAGGAUUUGCCGAUGAUGUGCUUAAUCUUCGAUGGCGUGAUAAGCUCUACCUGCCGACGAUAGCAUCGCUGCCUUUACUAAUGGUGUACUACACUAACUUUAACUCGACAACGAUUAUUUUGCCCAAAUUUGUAGCCAGCUUUGUGGGGACCUCACUAGAUAUCGGUGCACUGUACUACGUAUACAUGGGUAUGCUGGCGGUGUUUUGUACAAAUGCUAUUAACAUACUAGCAGGAAUCAACGGGCUGGAAGUAUGCCAAUCUUUGGUGAUUGCGGUGUCGAUCAUUGUUUUCAAUCUGGUGGAGAUUAUUGUUGGAAACAGCAAAGAGGCGUACGAAUUUUCGCUGUAUAUAUUACUGCCCUAUGUGGGAGCAACGCUGGCGUUGUGGAAAUAUAAUCGGUAUCCAUCACAGGUCUUCGUGGGGGACACCUUCAACUAUCUAUCGGGAAUGACCUUCGCAGUAGUCGGAAUUUUGGGACAUUUCAGCAAAACCGUUCUCCUCUUCUUCAUCCCUCAAAUUAUCAAUUUCAUUUAUUCCGUUCCCCAGCUGUUCCGCCUCAUUCCCUGUCCGAGGCAUCGCCUUCCCAAGCAUGACCCAAAAACGGAUUUGCUGAACUACAGUAAAACCCAGUUUCGUGUGAGUGAUCUAAACAUUUUAGGAAAAUUUUGCUACGUCGUGUUCAAAAGUUUGCGACUGAUUCGCAGCGAUGAGGACAAAGACGGCGUAGUGGUUUGUAAUAACUUUACGAUUAUUAACUUUGCAAUACUGAUUACCGGUCCGAUUCGGGAGGAUAGGCUUAAUCGGUUGUUAACCAUGUUCCAAGUGAUCUGCUCGGUGUUUGCGUUCGCUAUCCGGUACCCGCUGGCGCAUUAUUUUUAUGAUACCAGCAACUAGAUUUUUUUUAGAAAACUGUUAAAUUAUGCGAUAAAGUGUUAGCCAAAGUCACCUAUUUUCGUUUAACUUUAAAGAAGUUAAAAUAUAGAUCCGAUGGAUUUAGAAAAAAAUAUUUUAAAAUUGUUAUUUACGCCGAAAAAAACGAUUUCACUCAUUAUUAUUGCGCGAUUCAUUAGAAACGUGCGUUGAUCGUUAUAA